Symbiodinium natans is the source of this 2463-nucleotide messenger RNA. NCBI's taxonomy places the organism in Eukaryota, Dinophyceae, Suessiales, Symbiodiniaceae. The record is from the annotation of a GenBank genome assembly.
AUGGAUCUUGCUCCGGAGAGUAACCCCCAAGAUGCCGCUGAGAUGCCGGGCACACCGCAAAUUCCGCAAACCUAUGGCCAGCUCAGCCCAGGGGGGAAUCCCUUCAGCCCCUUCCGCAGCCGCAGAACAGCGUUUGUGUGCAUGCCAGUGCCGACCACAGAGGCAGCAGAGGCAGCGGAGGAAGCAGAGGCAGCAGAGGCGGAGGAGGUCGCGGACCCCAAAAAGGAGAUUCGGGAGCAUACUCUUGUGAAAUCUCGCUUCAGCGUCCGCAACAUUUGCUGCGACGCGGAGGUUCGAUUAAUCGAGCGGGUGGUUAAACCUCUGCCUGGCGUGCAGAACGUGGCAGUGAACAGUUUCCAGAAAGUUUGUAUUGUUGAGCACUGCUCGCCGUGUUGCACGUCUGCGGCGACCAUUCUGGCCAAGUUAAACAAUGCAGGCUUGGGCGCAGCUCUUCUUGGACAGGGAGGUGACGAGAUCAGCCCAAAGCUUCACUGCCGUGCGUGGUGCCGGCGCUUUGCCCGCCCCAUCGUGGUGCUGAGCACUGCCUUGUGCAUGCUUGCAAGCGGUCUUCUUCAGAGUGUGGGCCUGGAUGGCCGAAGCCUGGAAAUCGUGGCGGUUUGCAUCGGACUGCCCGGCAUUCUGUGGGAAGCCAUCAGGGGCAUGAGGCAGCUUCAACUCGAUGUCACUUCACUCGUCUCACUUUCAGUCUUCGCUGCUGGCUGGCAUGGCGAGGUUUUUGAUGCAGGCCUAGUAGUGCUCUUAUUUAACCUGGCCAAGAUCAUUGAAGCGGCAGCCUUCCGUCACGUCAGAAGGUCACUGCGCGCAGUCAUGCAACUCCAGACGGUCCAGACAGUCCAGCUGGCAAGAAGGCAGAUUUCGGACUUGCAGUGUGGGGAUGUGAUCACACUACGACCCGGAGAGCAAUGCCCGGCCGAGGGCUGUGUUCUUGCCGGCCUCGCAUCUUGCUCAGAGGCUGCCAUGACGGGUGAGGCGACGCCGCACGAGAAGGGCAAAGGCGCAGAGAUCUCUUCGGGAACUUUGGUUCUCAAUGGUUAUCUAGAAGUCGAGCUCAGGAAGCAGCCCUCCGAGUCGCGGAUGUCUGAAAUUGAAGGCAAGGUGCAGGAGGCGCAGGCCAAGCGCACUCAGAGGCAAAUGAUGAUCAGCAGAUUCUCACAGAAGUGGACCCCAGCAGUUCUGAUAGCAGCGCUCCUGACCGCGUCGAUGCCCGCGAUCCUGGGCGGUGACUAUGCUGAAUGGCGGCACAGAGCCAUUGUGCUUCUGCUUAUAGCCUGUCCUUGCGCCAUCGUCAUCGGCGCGCCGCUGGCAACCACUUGUGCAAUCGCGGCAGCAGCCGCGCACGGCGUGCUGAUCAAGCGGCCUGACACGGUGGAGCGCUUGCCAGCAGUAGCCACAGUGGCUAUGGACAAGACCGGUACGCUUACCAAAGGUGAGAUGGCAGUUCUACAUGUGCAAGCCCUGAGCAGCUCGAAGGACAAGUGGGAAGAGCAGGAGGCACUGAAGCUGGCUGCUGCUUUGGAGAUGAAGUCUGCGCACCCCAUUGCUGCUGCCAUCGUCUCAAGGGCUUUGGGCCAUGUCGCUGAUGCCUAUGGCUCCGACCUGGCCAUUGUGAAGAAGGUUCGCAACCUGCCAGGCGUGGGCAUCCAAGGCCAUCUGUCCUUGGGCGCUCAAGAGCACACGGUCCUUCUUGGAAGUGGCAAGGCCUUGGAGCUGGACCUGGUGAGUGAGUCCAAAGAGUCCAAAGAGUCCAGAGCAGAGUUCGCAGCUUUUGAAGAGAUGCACCCGAACGACACCACGGUGGCCCUGAUCAUUGAUGGCAAACUACAGUACGGGCUUUCUUUGAAUGACACGCUGCGGCCCGAUGCCGUCAGAUUUGUCGAAGAGCUACAUGGGUUGCAACUGAGGCCAUACAUCUUGACUGGAGAUUCUGAGACGGCGGCCAUGCACGUUGCUGGCCUUGUCGGCCUUGAUCCAGGGCUCUGUUGCUUUUCCAUGGCUCCCGAGGAGAAGACGGAGUGGGUUGAGACUCAGCAGGCGGCCAACAGAAAGACACUCAUGUUGGGGGAUGGCAUCAACGAUGCCACGGCUCUUGCGGUGGCCAGCGUGGGCGUUGCAGUUGGCGAGACUGGCGCUGCUCUUGCCGCACAGUCGGCAGAUGUCGUCUUGCUAACAGACAAGUUGCACAAGCUCUCACAGUGCAUCCGCAUGUGCAGGUAUGCUGUUCGUAUUGAAAGGUUGAGUAUCGCGAUCCCUUGUUGCCUCAAAUUUGUGCAAGGAAUCGCAGCCUUUUAUGGUGAGCUUGACCUGUGGAUGGCAGUUCUCGCAGAUUCAGGCACACUCAUUUUUGUCUUGGUCUUAGGGAUGUCCAUUCUGUCCUCCCGAUUUUGGAGCCCUGAAGUCGGUGGCAAAGCCACAGGGCGGAAGGGGUAUGAAGAGCUAGUUUAG